Molecule: messenger RNA, 636 nt
Organism: Trichomonas vaginalis G3
Lineage: Eukaryota; Parabasalia; Trichomonadida; Trichomonadidae
Product: protein of unknown function, DUF4106 family
Exons: 1
Molecular function (GO): hydrolase activity; DNA binding; ATP binding
Source: RefSeq, a predicted model, not a curated record
AUGUUAGAAAAAAAGUUUGCUGACAUUGACAAGAAAUUUGAGAAUGUUUUAAACAAGAACAAGAGGAAGUUAGAAAAUGCUCAGAUAAAGCCUAUACAUGACAAGUUCUUAUUUGCUCAGAAUGGUAUAACAGGUCUAAUUGCACCACCUGGGUCGGGUAAGACUUUCACUUAUCUUAAAAUGGCUGCACAACAACAAGAACUAGAUGAGAAGAACCCAUUCUAUGAGUUAGUUGUCAUUUGUAGUACUUCUGGUCAAUUUGACCAAACCGUCAAUUCGUUCAAAGAUAUUAUAAAGAAGUCUAAGUUAGUAUGUAUAAAAGACUCUGAGUUGUUAGAUUGGAUAAAGAAGUACCAAAGAAGAGUUUUGAAGUAUAAUGCUAUAAAUGAGUAUAUAAAUUCUAAGUUUAAAGACCCAAAUGAGGAAAUGCAGAGAAUAUUAGAGAAGAAACACUUCAGAAACAAACAGAAAGAGAUAGAAUACAUUUCGAAGAAAUUGCAAUCUUACGAUUGGAAGACUUACCCUCAUAGAUGUCUUCUUAUCUUAGAUGACUUUGCUUCUCAUCCUUUGUUAAAGAAUAGAGAACAAGACAUGUGUCGAAUUCUUAAGAAGCUCAGACACUUUAACAUCUCAGUU